UUACCACGUAGUUCAAUAUGAAGAAAGCGCGGGAACCAGCUGGCCGCCUGUGUACCCGCAGUGUUGUGUGAGACAUCGUGAAGGAUAUUUAGUAAUUAUUACAGAUAAACAGAAAAUAUGGCUGCCCGAGGCAAAGUGCUGACUGAGGAGGAACUUGUGGAGACGAUGAACAAAUCUGGUUUCCUCUCAGUAAAUGAUAGCUCAGAUAGUGAGUGUGUUGAUGACCUGGAAGAAUUUAGAGAUAUUGAAAGUGAUGUGGAAGACAAUUUAGAGGCACAAACUCUCUAUGAUAGUGAUGAAGAUCGAGAGUAUGUGCCAGAGACUGACUCGGAAAGUGAUAGUGAAGGGGAAGAUCUUCAGAGAAGGAAGAUAAGGAGAAUGUUCACGUCCACACCAAGAAAAGGUCGUGCCUCUGCCACAACCUCUGCUGCUAUCCCUGCUGCCAGUACCUCUGCUGCUGACCCUGCCACUAUCUCUACUGCUGCUGAUCCUGCCACAACCUCUGCUGCUGUCCCUGCUGCCAGUACCUCUGCUGCUGCUCCUGCCCCUGCAACUUCCGCUGCUGCUGCUGCUGCCACCCCUGCCAGGGGUGUACGGAGGGGAAGAGGCCUCCAGGAGGCUGAUGUUCCACCUGUCGUCGACUUCAACAGGACGACCAUUUCCUCCAGAAACAAUUUUAGGUGGAGCUGUCAACCUCAGCACAGUCAUGCACACAGGAGGUUGUCAAGAAACAUCAUGGGAAGAUAUACUCCAGGGCCAGCUCAUGAGGCAAGGGGUGUAGUUGACCCUGGGGAGGCAAUCAAACUUUUUGUGACUGAUGCCAUUGUUCAGGAAUGCGUCACCUGGACAAACAAACGCAUUCAACUUACUGCAGGAAGGAUGGCAACUCAAAGACAAGCAGGCACAUAUGGUCCUACAGAACCAAGAGAGAUAUUAGCACUCCUGGGAGUGCUAAUAGCAGCAGGGCAGCAGAGGGAUAACCAUCUCUCCCUUCUUGAGAUGUGGAGUGCCGUCACUGGGUGUCCCCUGUAUCGAGCAGCAAUGUCCAAGGGGAGGUUCGAGUUUCUGGUCUCCUGUCUGCGGUUUGACAACCCAGACACGCGUGUGGAGAGGCUGAAAGAGGACAAGUUUGCCCCUGUGAGGAAAGUGUGGGACAUGUUCAUCGACAACUGCAGGCGGCUGUAUGUCCCACGCGAGAACCUCACUGUGGAUGAACAACUGUUGGGGUUUAGAGGGAAGUGCCCCUUCAGGAUGUACAUUCCCAACAAACCUGCAAAAUAUGGCAUCAAGCUCGUCCUCAUCUGUGACGCCAGCACCAAGUACAUGCUUGGUGGCAUACCCUACCUUGGCAAGCAGGGGACAAGGCCACGGGAUGGGGUCAACCUUGGUCAUUAUUUGACAAGAGAACUGACCAGGCCAUACCACGGCUCCAAUAGAAAUGUGACCACGGACAACUGGUUCACAUCAGUGCCUCUCAUUGUUGACCUCCUCAACAACUGUGGAAUGACACUUGUUGGCACAAUGAGAGCAAACAAGCCUGAAAUUCCCAGUGAGAUGAAGACCAAGGAAACAAGACUCCAUGGAUCAAGUGCCUUUCUGUUCACCAAUGCGAUGACGUUUGUGUCGUAUGUGGCAAAGACUUCACGAAGAAACAAGAAGAUGGUCCUACUCAUGUCAUCCCAGCACACCCAGCCUACCAUUGCACCAGGGGGCAAGCCAGAGAUCAUAGAGUUCUACAAUUCUACAAAAGGAGGGGUCGACACAUUCGACCAAAUGUGUGCCACAACUUCCUGUUCAAGAAAGACACGACGCUGGCCCCUCUGUGUGUGGUAUGGCAUUCUCAAUGCUGCGACCAUCAAUGCCUUCAUCGUCAGCAGCGAGAAUCGGGCAAGGGCAGGCACCAAACUACUGGCAAGGAGGACCUUUAUGAUGGAUGUGGCGAUGGCACUCAUCACUCCCUGGGCCCAAGCACGUCUGUCAACACCAUCCCUGUCCCGAAACCUUCGCAACUUGAUAGACACUGUCUGUGAGCUGCCAUCAGACGGUAUUGCUGCUGGGACACCAGGGACAUCCUUUGCAGACAGCCGCUCCCCCCUGGUACGCUGUUCUGAGUGCUCUAGUAGGGCAGACAGGAAGACCCGGCACCGAUGCAACAGGUGUGCCCUACCCAAGUGCCCUCGACACCUGUACCCUGUCUGUGGUAACUGCGUAUAAGAGUUUCCGGUGGUAGUAGUGGGCUUAGGCGACCUGUACCCCAUCGGGGAUGACUGCUUAUGAAAGUUACCUGUGGCAGUAGUGGGCUGCAACUGACUGAGGCGAGGGGCCAACUACCUAGUAACUAGUGUACCAAAGGAGAAGUCACCAGCUGCAGUACUUUUUUUUUGGAAAUUUUUUUCUAAACACUUUUUCAAAUUUAGUCAAAUUUAGGUUAUUCCUUAUUAAGGUCAAUAUCAAUAUUAAAAUAAAGUACAAUUUAAGUUUAUAAGUUUAUAAUCUAUAGUUUAAGAGUUCCUUUUUCACUGUAAAACUUGUAAUAAACCUUAAUUGAAAACUAC
Messenger RNA from Eriocheir sinensis (Chinese mitten crab), 2555 nucleotides. RefSeq names its product piggyBac transposable element-derived protein 4-like. The transcript has 4 exons. Bases 118 to 2214 code for a protein of 698 amino acids. Lineage: Eukaryota; Metazoa; Arthropoda; Malacostraca; Decapoda; Varunidae. The record is from RefSeq and is a predicted model, not a curated record.